This is a messenger RNA of Chinchilla lanigera (long-tailed chinchilla), 939 nucleotides long. Its product is annotated as olfactory receptor 8K5-like. NCBI's taxonomy places the organism in Eukaryota, Metazoa, Chordata, Mammalia, Rodentia, Chinchillidae. Gene Ontology annotation, cellular component: membrane. The record is from RefSeq and is a predicted model, not a curated record. Gene Ontology annotation, biological process: sensory perception of smell; G protein-coupled receptor signaling pathway. Gene Ontology annotation, molecular function: G protein-coupled receptor activity; odorant binding; olfactory receptor activity. The transcript has a single exon. Bases 1 to 939 code for a protein of 312 amino acids.
AUGGGCAGAUACAAUCACACAGUGCCCACAGAAGUCAUCCUGAGUGCGGUCUCCAGCCUGCCUGAGCUGCAGGUCCCCCUCUUCUGGAUCUUCCUCAUCGUCUACGUUUGCACACUGGUGGGCAACCUGGGCAUGAUCAUUCUGACCAAGCCGGAUGCGCACUUACACACACCUAUGUAUUUCUUCAUCAGACACCUGGCUUACAUGGAUCUGGGCGAUGCCACCGCCAUUUACCCCAAAAUGCUGCUCAACUUUGCUAUGGGUCAAAAUACCAUUUCCUAUUAUGCUUGUGCCAUCCAGAUGGCCCUAUUCAUUUUGUUCAUCGUCAGUGAGCUUUUCAUCUUGCCAGCCAUGGCCUACGACCGCUACGUGGCCAUCUGCAACCCUCUGCUCUACAACGUCAUCAUGUCCCAGACAUGCUGCCAUGUGCUGGUGGGCGUUCCGUACCUCUACAGCACCUUUCAGGCUCUUCUGUUCACUAGUAAGAUUUUUACAUCAUCUUUCUGUAGCUCUCUUCUCAGUCACUUCUACUGUGAUAAUGUUUCUGCCUCAUUUAUGCUGUGCUCAAAUGGACAAGAGAUAGCAUCAUUGAUCAACCACCUUGCAAUAUUCAAUGUGACAUCCACCCUCCUGCUAGUGCUAUUGUCUUACCUUUUGAUUCUCCUAGCCGUAUAUCGAAUGCAUUCUGCAGAAGGAAGAAAAAAAGCUUUCUCUACCCGUGCGUCUCACCUGACCGUGGUGGUGGUGUUCUUUGGGACCCUUUUCUUCAUGUACGUACAGCCCAGAUCUGCUCAGUCCUCUGAAAUCAAUAUGCUAUCCUCUGUGCUUUACACGCUGGUGGUCCCCAUGCUCAACCCACUGAUCUACAGCUUUCGAAACAAAGAAGUAAAGAAUGCCUUCUACAGGGUCUUUGGGAAGAAGUGUAAAGUUUGUGUUUAG